Histoplasma mississippiense is the source of this 870-nucleotide messenger RNA. Its product is annotated as NAD(P)H-dependent D-xylose reductase. Bases 1 to 870 code for a protein of 289 amino acids. The transcript has 5 exons. Lineage: Eukaryota; Fungi; Ascomycota; Eurotiomycetes; Onygenales; Ajellomycetaceae. The record is from RefSeq and is a predicted model, not a curated record. Gene Ontology annotation, molecular function: oxidoreductase activity.
AUGCCUAGCGCAGGUUCAAAUUUACCUGCUGUUGCACGACUAAACGGCGGGUACAACAUGCCCAUUGUUGGCUUUGGGCUGUGGAAGGUCAAUAAAGACAGCUGCGUUGACCAGGUCUACGGCGCCAUAAAGGCUGGUUACCGCCUGUUAGAUGGUACUUAUGAUGGGAUUGUGAGGCGCAAGGAACUGUUCAUCGUGUUAAAGCUCUGGCAGGCUUAUCAUGAUCCUGAGCAAGUUGAACAUGUUGCGCGGAAACAGUUAGCUGACUGGAGCAUUGACUACUUCGACCUCUACAUUGUUGGUUUAGUGAUGGUGAAAGUUCGAUCAUUCUCAGUGGUACUACGAUCUAGCAAGCCAUGGAGGAGCUGGUCGACAAGGAACUGUCUCGUAGCAUCGGAAUCAGACAUCCAGCUCAUCAUGGACUUGCUGCGCUAUGCGCGAAUCAAGUCUGCCACUCUCCAGAUCGAGCAUCACUCAUACCUUACCCAAUGUCUCUUAGUGAAUUUCGCUCGAGAGAAUGGUAUUGCUGUUACCGCCUAUUCUUCGUUUACCAACACAAGCUUUCUUAAGCUCAACAUGCAAAUCGCCAGGAACGCCCGGCCGCUACUUUCUCACCCCGUUAUUACUCCCGUUUCUCGGAUGCAUGACAGAACAUCUGCCCAGGUUGUCCUCCGUUGGGCCACACAACAAGGUAUUGCUGUCAUCCUUAAGAGCAACUCUGAAACCCGUCUCCUUGAGAAUCUACGCGUCAAUGAUUUCGGCCUUGAGCAAAACGAAAUCGACGGAAUCAGUGCCUUGAACAGGAAUCUUAGGUUCAACAAUCCCUUAAACGUAAGUAGAAACUAUCCCCGCGCAGUCAUAGUUUAUUAG